GAAAGCAGCAUGUGGUCCCUGGCCAGGAGCUGGCUGGAUGAAUGCUUCCAGGGUCACAACAAGUGUUCAGCACCGCAGAGUCCAGACUUUUCCCCUACAAGGCUCGUUGAGAUCGUAGACAGCACAACUUUCCGAGUGAUCGAAUGCAGAAGCAUCAAGACUUCACAACGUUAUGUCGCAUUCUCGCAUUGUUGGGGCGAAGUCGAGACCCUCAAGCUACUGAAAGUCAACAAACCCCGUCUUGAAACGGGCAUCAGUAUUUCAGAACUACCUCAGAGUUACAGGGAGGCAAUUGAUGCUUGCAUACGCCUAAAUUUCAAGUUCAUCUGGAUUGAUUCACUCUGCAUCAUCCAAGACUCAACCGACGAUUGGAGAGCUGAAUCAGCGACCAUGAUGCACGUCUACGGCAACGCCCUCCUCACAAUAGCAGCGGCAGCGGCAGCAGAAAGCUCCGAGUCAAGCCUGGCUCACAGAGAUCCUCUCAAUAUU
This is a messenger RNA of Fusarium vanettenii 77-13-4, 489 nucleotides long. RefSeq lists its product as uncharacterized. Lineage: Eukaryota; Fungi; Ascomycota; Sordariomycetes; Hypocreales; Nectriaceae. The annotation marks the transcript as partial. The transcript has a single exon. The record is from RefSeq and is a predicted model, not a curated record.